Messenger RNA from Amphibalanus amphitrite, 2649 nucleotides. RefSeq names its product transmembrane protein 19-like. Gene Ontology annotation, cellular component: membrane. The transcript is spliced from 7 exons. The record is from RefSeq and is a predicted model, not a curated record. Lineage: Eukaryota; Metazoa; Arthropoda; Thecostraca; Balanomorpha; Balanidae. Bases 188 to 913 code for a protein of 241 amino acids.
UCAGCGGUGGGAUCUCGAAUUGAAAGUUUCAGAGACAUGUUCGUCGGUGCGCUGGAUCGCGGCCCUGGUGGUGCCGGUGGCGAUCGCCCACCACGGCCUGAGGAAGGGCAGCCUGGACAGGAGCGGCGCCGCCGCCGGGUUUUUAGUCGGCUUUUUGCUCACUCUGGCCAACUGGACGUUCCUGGUUAUGCUUCUCACAUUCUUCCUCUCAUCAUCGAAGGCGACCAAGUUCAGGAGUAAGCAAAAACAAAAGUUUGAAGAUGAUUUUAAAGAAGGCGGGCAGCGCAACUGGCGCCAGGUGCUCUGUAACGGCGGAGCGGCCGCUCAGUUCGCCUGCCUCUACAUGAUCGAGUGCGGCUGCCACGAGCACCCCAUCGACUUCCACGAGCACUUUCACAGCUCCGUGCUCGCCCUAGCCGUGCUCGGGUCGCUGGCGGCGGCUAACGCGGACACGUGGGCGUCCGAGCUGGGGACGGUUCUGGCGCGGGGUCAGCCGCGACUCAUCACUAACCUGCGAAAAGUGCCCACCGGCACCAACGGCGGCGUCUCGGUGGCCGGGACGCUGGCCAGCCUGCUGGGCGGCGCGCUGGUCGGGCUGGCCUGCUGGCUGACGCAGCUGGCGGCGCUGGGCGACCGCUCGCUGGCCACCCGGCCGCCCCAGUGGCCGCUGGUGACCGUCGGACUGCUGGCCGGACUGCUGGGCAGCACCGUCGACUCGCUGCUGGGAGCCACGCUGCAGUUCUCGGGUGUGACCGAGAAGGGAGUGGUGGUGGAGCGUCCCGGGACCGGUGUGCGCCCCAUCAGCGGCCGCCCGCUGCUGGACAACCACUCUGUGAACCUGCUGAUGACCAUCGUCACUGGGUGUUUGACGCCGCUGCUGGCGCACUCCCUCUGGCCGGCCGGACUCCUCUGACGGGCGCCGAGGGAAUACUGCUGAUGUAGCACCUCUGACGGGCGCUGAGGAAAUACUGCUGAUGUAGCACUGCUGAGGGAAUGCCAACAUUGACGGAUCUUCAACGGGCCGUUGACGAGUGACGUAACUGACGGAACGCUGGCGGAACACCCAAAACACUGACGGAACACACAGAACACUGACGGAACACACAGAACACUGACGGAACACACAGAACACUGACGAAACACACAGAACACUGACGAAACACACAGAACACUGACGAAACACUACUGAUACACCACUGACAGAACAUCAACAAAACAUUGACGCAACACUGACGUAACAUGACUGACGUAUCACUGACGUAACACCGCUGACACUCUGAUCGGGUACUGACUGAGCACAGGCGGAGGCUCGGGUACCUCAGCCUCUUCGCUUGACAGCUGGUAAUGGCCACCGACACUGGAAACACUCUGAUUCGUUCUCAAAAAAGUUAAUUGUUUUCAAAACGGGUUUCGCUGAGGAAAAAUAUUUGGUUAUAAUAUUUAGUUUUCCUCAGCGAAGCCCGUUUUGAAAACAAUUAACUUUAACUAAGAGAUUAACUAAGAGAUCUAUUAACCUGAGGAAAAGAAUAAUGACGCUUCGGCAGCUCUGAUUCGUAUAAAGAUGUUAUUUACUGAGGCCGUUUAACCGACUCGUCCGCCGUAAGAUAUCCCCCUGUCCGUUUAUGGCACAUUAUGAUAUUCAUGCUUGUUCGGUGGUAAUACCGACACGUUAGCACUGCGAACCGUCAGAUCAACUAUAGGUAGUGGGCUGUAGGGAUAGAUGGUGUGUUUACUUAGCAUUUAGUGUCCCAUUGUAAUAACACCUGUGUCAGGUUUUAUAUAUUUUCAGCAAUCAGUUGGAACACGAUGAGCAUGAAUCCUUCCAACGCCCACAAGAUAGUUGCUUUGGUGAUUGCGAUACUUGCUUAGCGAUACUGCAAACUCCGUGGACUGUCCACACACCGCUGGACCCCACGUUCGGAGUUUUACGGGAUGGCUUCCUCCCACAAUGAUUGUAGUUUACACCAGCGUUCCCAUUGAAUGGUAUUCGCUUCCACCGCUCCCUGCCUGAGUGGCGCGAGAUCUAUAGUAGUAGUGCACGUCUUAGUGUGACAAUGCGACUCAAAUGAUAGUCUUUCUUAGUACGACCCUCCCUAUGUCGCUUUUCAAAGGAUCACGAGAACCGUCGUUAUGGAAGGGUCGCUCCUCCAUCAUCGAUCGUAAUUUCGCUGAAUAAUGCCAAUGAAGAAUAAUAAAGGGAUGGCUGCUCGUCUUAAGCAGAGCGUAAGAAAGGGCGGUAGCAGUAUUUCAGCAAUGGCCCAUUCAUUUUUUAUGGUAUCAGUGAUACCAAUGAUAAUCAUUUCAAUAAUCAGGGAUCAACAUCAAUUAUAAUUAUUGUAAGUGGAUGGGUGUAGCAUUAGGGGAGAUACAUGAAAACCAACUCCAGCCGGGACUAGCCGGGAAUAGAGGAUCCGUCUACUUGUAAAAUAGAUACCUAUGUUUCAUUUGUCUGCUUUGGCUGAGUGCAAUGUUUCCGCUACAUAUGGGUGGUAUUUUGUUAUGCGUUUUUCGACCCUUGGGAAGAACGUUGUAGCUGUGUAGUGCUGGUGUCAUCUGAUAAGCUUUUGUUUGCUACCUUGUUGGUGAUGUGUUUUAUUGUUAUCCUGUACCUAUGGAAAGGCGGAGAAUACACGAUCACUGCUUCACGUG